AUGGAAGAAGUCUCGCCACCUCAAAAGAAAAAUCAGCAGUGCGGACUGAGCAUCCCGGUGGACGCGUCAGAGGUAGCAACUCACGACCACCUUGUGGCAACGGAACACAAACACGAUGAUGAUAGCAACGCGCAAUCUGCCAUGAAGAAACUACAGCUUGCUUGUAUUUGUUCCUUUAUCUUCAUGUGCAUACAAUUUGCGGGCGGCUAUUAUGCCGACAGCUUGGCCAUCAUGACGGACGCAGCCCAUUUGUUUUCGGACGUCGCCGGUUUCCUUGUGACGCUUUUUGCCAUAUAUUUAGGCCAAUUCCCAGCUUCAGCUAAAAUGCCAUUUGGCUUUCAUCGUGCUGAGGUGAUUGGAGCUUUAUUGAGCGUGUUGUUGAUCUGGGUACUAGCUGUAGGCCUCAUGUUCACAGCUGUCAGGAGACUAAUUGAUCAAGGGCGUCCAGGCGCCGAACAGACUGUGGAUGGAAGAGCUAUGUUUGUCGUCGCAGUCUUUGGACUAGGUAUCAACCUUCUUCUGAUGAAAAUAUUGGGUCAUGGACAUCACCAUGGACAUGGACACAGUCACGGGCACGGACACAGCCACAGUCAAUGCCACGGUCAUGAUCACGAACAGAGUGAUGAACCUAAAAAGCUUGGAGUUGAGAACAGUUCGGGUGAGCUUGAAAUCGUGCAGACUCCAAUGUCGGCCAUGGCAUUGAUUGACUGCGUCGAAGAGUCGACAAGCGUGUCAGUAGGGUUGACGCCAUCAUCAUCAGUAUUUGAAAACAUUAAUGUCAGAGCUGCAUAUAUUCACGCAUUAGGUGAUUUUUUACAAAGCCUUGGCGUGUGUCUUGCGGGUGGUUUGAUCUGGUAUAACCCGUCGUGGCAAAUGGCUGACCCGAUCACGACUAUUGUAUUUUCAUGCUUAGUACUUGGUACGACCAUCGAUAUACUGAAGAAAAGUAUACACAUCUUGAUGGAAGGCGCACCACCCGCACUCGAUUUACGUCUUGUUGAAAAGCGCAUUCGAGCACUUGAGGCUGUGUACGAUGUCCAUGAUCUGCACAUUUGGAUACUCACAGAGGGUCAUUAUGCAGCCAGUGUGCACAUUCUACCCAAUGGUGAACCUCGUGCAGCACUUCGUGCAACACAGCAACUUCUGACAUCACUAGGUGUACGACGACUUACUGUGCAAGUGGAGGACCCGACUGAAAAAAAUUGGGAUGAAGAUCUCUACUGUAAUUGGGCAUCGUACUCGAACGUCGCAAAUGAGGCAGAAAGUAAAAUGUCAGUUCCACGUGCUGGGACCAAGAAGGCUGCGUAUGACCCGCUGCCUUUUGGUUUGACCGAUUAG
Plasmopara halstedii is the source of this 1338-nucleotide messenger RNA. Its product is annotated as cation diffusion facilitator family. Bases 1 to 1338 code for a protein of 445 amino acids. Gene Ontology annotation, cellular component: plasma membrane. Gene Ontology annotation, molecular function: zinc ion transmembrane transporter activity. Lineage: Eukaryota; Oomycota; Peronosporomycetes; Peronosporales; Peronosporaceae. Gene Ontology annotation, biological process: zinc ion transmembrane transport. The record is from RefSeq and is a predicted model, not a curated record. The transcript has a single exon.